This is a messenger RNA of Meriones unguiculatus (Mongolian gerbil), 1295 nucleotides long. It is a transcript of the gene Fcgr1a, whose product is annotated as Fc gamma receptor Ia. Bases 62 to 1186 code for a protein of 374 amino acids. The transcript is spliced from 6 exons. Gene Ontology annotation, molecular function: transmembrane signaling receptor activity. Gene Ontology annotation, biological process: regulation of immune response; cell surface receptor signaling pathway. The record is from RefSeq and is a predicted model, not a curated record. NCBI's taxonomy places the organism in Eukaryota, Metazoa, Chordata, Mammalia, Rodentia, Muridae.
ACCCCGCAGCAGAGCCCUUCAAUGUCUUGCACUUACAGAUUCUUACCAGCUUGGCGGUGACAUGUGGCUUCUAACUACUCUGCUCCUCUGGGUUCCUGUUGGUGCACAGGAGGUUAAUGUCACACAGGCUGUGAUCACCUUACAGCCUCCAUGGGUUAGUAUUUUCCUGAAGGAAAGUGUCACUUUAUGGUGCAAGGGGCCCCACCAGCCUGGUGACAGUUUCACAAAGUGGUUUAUCAACAGCACAGCUGUUCAGAUCUCUACGCCCAGUUAUAGCAUCGCUGAGGCCAGUUUCAAGGACAGUGGUGAAUACAGGUGCCAGACAGGUCUCUCAAUGCAAAGUGACCCCAUACAGCUGGAGAUCCACAAAGACUGGCUGCUGCUCCAGACCUCUAGCAGAGUCCUCACUGAAGGAGAACCCCUCGCCCUGCGCUGUCACGGAUGGAAGAAUAAGCUGGUGUACAACGUGAUUUUCUAUCGGAAUGGGAAAUCCUUUUGGUUUACUCAUGGUUCUGAGGUCACCAUUCAGAAAACCAACCUGAGCCACAAUGGCAUCUACCACUGCUCAGGCAUACGGGGAAAACGCUUCCAGUCUGCAGGAAUGGCUGUCACCGUGAAAGAGCUGUUUUCGGCGCCGGUGCUGACGGUGUCGCCAUCUCCCUCCCCGGACAGGGGCCUGGUCACCCUGAGCUGCGAGACCAAGCUGCUCGGGCCGAGUCCCGGCCCACGGCUUUACUUCUCCUUCUACGCGGGCAGCGAGGUCCUGCAGGACAGGAACACGUCCUCGCGGCUCCACCUACGAAGCAAGAGAGGAGACUCGCGGCUGUACUCGUGUGAGGUCACCACGGAGGACGGCAGCGUCCGCAAGCGCAGCCCCGAGCUGCCGAGGCUCGGUCGCCAGUCAUCAGCUCCUGUCUUGUUUCGCAUCCUUUUCUGUCUGUCAGUGGGAAUAAUGUUUUUGGUGAACACGGUUCUCUAUGUGAAAAUACGUAAGAAACUGCAAGGAAAGAAAAAGUGCAGUUUAAAAGUCCCUCUGGUUUCUGACCAGGGGAAGAAAGUAACUUUUUUUCCGCAAGUUGGAGGCGAUGACAUUUCUGAGGAAGUAAGGGCCAAUGUAAAAUGGACCACACCAAAAGAAGCUCCAGAAGAGCCUGUCAGUGGACACCCGUGGACCUCAACAGCCUGAAUCCCUUCCUCUCUGGCAGUGCUGGGGCACACACUUCUGGGACUUGAUGGACACCGAAGCUGUGGGACCAUGGUGUGCAACUCUUAAAUAAAGCAAAUAUGCAGGUUGA